AUGAUCUCUAAGAAUGAUUUAAACUACGGUCGAAAAUGCAUGCAAGAUCUAGAUAGAUUUAACGAGUCGAUGGGAUGGACAAUCAAAAAUCGAGAUGGGAUUGACACUGAGCAUCAUGUGUCUCAACCUUGUCAAGAUUUCUCUCGUUCAGCAUUUGGCAACAUUGCCAAAAUCCCUGACGAUUUUGUCGCCCCAACGAACUCUUCUUCGAUGACAAGAGGACAAAAAUCUCUUUUCCCUAGCAAUAGAAAGCGAACUGGUAAAUUUAUAGCAGAUUCGAAUACAGAAGCUCAGCGAAUAGUUGAGUCUGAAAGAAUUCAGCAGCCUCCGAUUUCCAGCAAGAAGACGCGACUCAGGAAAAUUAAAUUAAAAUCGGAACCAGUAGAUUUUGUCUAUGACAUAAAUGUGAGGCGCAAACUUCGAGAACAACUCGACGCUGAUCGUCGGGAAGUUUUGCACAAAGCCAACGCUCGAGAAGCUAUGCUGCGGUCGAAAAAAAUGUGGAUCUUUGACAAGCCUUACAAAUCAUCAGCAAUGAAAAGUAGGCGCGACAACUAG
Molecule: messenger RNA, 558 nt
Organism: Plasmopara halstedii
Lineage: Eukaryota; Oomycota; Peronosporomycetes; Peronosporales; Peronosporaceae
Exons: 3
Coding region: 1-558 (185 amino acids)
Source: RefSeq, a predicted model, not a curated record